GAGAGAAAGAGAGAGAGGAUCUCCACUAUUGUUUCUUUCUUACAUUUGACAUUGUCAGAUUAAACGUCUGUAAUAAUGGAAUGCAUUUCUCCUCUCUCUCUACCUUUUAUAAUCUCUGACUUAUAGUAAUUAUAAUUUUUUUUUUCUUCAAUUUGUUACCACUUUGAUAGUUUCAUUAGGCACUUUCUGGUGGGGUUUUAGGCAUUUGAGUUUUGUUUCUUGGGGAAGAAUCUGAUUCAGAAAACAAUGUCUGACUCACCGACUUCUUCCCCACCAGCACCACCCGCCGACUCCGGUCCUCCGCCGGAUAACUCCACCGGAGAUUCUUCUCCUCCACCUACGGAUUCCGCUCCUCCUCCUUCUCCACCGGCUGAUUCAUCACCGCCGCCGAGUCUCCCACCUCCACCGCCGGCGACUCCUCCGCCGGAAUCCGAUCCUCCGCCGGCUGAUUCUCCGCCCCCUCCUUCCCCGGAUGCUCCACCACCAGCUGAUCUCCCUCCGGUAGACUCCGGUUCACCACCACCGGAGCCAGCAAACUCUCCUCCUCCUCCGUCUGAGGAAUUUGAAUCACCGCCGCCGCCUCCGCCUCCGCCGGAGAAUGAAGACAACACCUCUCCUCCUCCGCCUCCUGAUCCGGCGACUCCACCAAAGGGAGAACCAAAAAAACCGAAAAAGUCACCACCACCACCACCACCAUCAGCACAAACCACAUCUCCUCCGGCUCCUCCAAAAGCGCCGUCACCACCGGUUAACGCGUCCCAACCACUACCACCCAAGUCUACCUCCCGCGGCGUCCCUAGCUUCCCUCCACCUCCUCCAGCCAGUAACGACGGUGGCUAUGAAGGCAAGACAAUGGCCGGAAUGGCGGUAGCCGGAUUGGCACUCCUGGCCUUGAUCGCCGUCGUGUUCUUAGUCAGAAGAAAGAAAAAGAAAAACGUAGAUGUAUACGAUGACUCUCAAUACUUGCCUCCUUCUAACUUCUCCAUCAAGUCAGAUGGAUUUUUAUACGGACAGAAUACGACAAAAGGAGGAGGUGGUUACCCUACAAAACAACAAUCCAAUAACAGCUUUGGAGGUUAUACACAAUCAGGGAGUACACCUGAUUCAGCAGUGAUGGGAAGUGGUCAGACGCAUUUCAGUUACGAAGAGCUUAUGGAGAUAACGCAAGGAUUCUCUAAGCAAAACAUUCUCGGAGAAGGUGGGUUCGGGUGUGUUUACAAAGGUAAACUACAUGAUGGGAAGCUAGUUGCUGUGAAACAGCUUAAGGUUGGGAGUGGACAAGGUGACCGUGAGUUUAAAGCGGAGGUUGAGAUUAUUAGCCGUGUUCAUCAUCGUCAUUUGGUUUCUUUGGUUGGUUAUUGUAUUUCGGAUGUUCAGAGGUUGCUUAUUUAUGAGUAUGUUCCGAAUCAAACGUUGGAGCAUCAUUUGCAUGGGAAGGGAAGACCAGUCCUGGAAUGGACUAGGAGAGUCCGAAUCGCUAUAGGUUCUGCCAAAGGUUUGGCGUAUUUGCAUGAAGAUUGUCACCCAAAGAUCAUCCACAGGGACAUAAAGUCUGCAAACAUUCUGCUGGACGAUGAGUUUGAAGCUCAGGUUGCUGACUUUGGGCUUGCUAAACUUAGUGAUUCAACACAAACCCAUGUAUCAACUCGUGUUAUGGGAACCUUUGGGUACUUGGCACCAGAAUAUGCACAAAGUGGGAAACUGACAGAUAGAUCAGAUGUUUUCUCGUUUGGGGUUGUUCUCUUAGAACUUAUAACUGGACGCAGACCAGUUGAUCAGUACAUGCCUUUAGGAGAAGAGAGUUUGGUCGAAUGGGCUCGUCCACUGCUUCAUAAAGCCAUUGACACCGGUGAUUUCAGUGACCUGGUUGAUAGACGGCUCGAAAAUAAUUACGUGGAGAAUGAAGUUUUCAGAAUGAUUGAAACAGCUGCUGCAUGUGUUAGACAUUCUGGUCCAAAACGUCCACGCAUGGCUCAGGUUGUGAGAGCACUGGACAGUGAAGGGGACAUGGGAGACAUAAGCAACGGAUACAAAGUGGGACAAAACAGUAGUGCUUAUGACUCAGACGACAGGAAAAUGGCGUUUGGUUUUGACGAUAGUUCAGAUUCAGGAAUGCACAGUGGAGACUACUCUGUUCAAAGCUCCCGGAAAGGAUCCAAUGGAGCCUCUACUGAGUUCACAUCUGAGAACCGAAAGUUCAAUAACCGGCGGUUCUGAUUCAAAUACAAGUGAAGUUAUUAUAAUAACCUCAUGUUUGAGCUCCCUAUUUCUUCUCGAGUGUGAUGAGGAUAAAGAAGAACUCUAUUUUCAGAUAUGUAACAAGCUUGUAAUAUUACUUGUCAUCUAUCUUUUUUUUUUUUCAUAUAUAACUUGUUCCAAAGUUCCAUACCCAUAUGAAACAAAACCAAUAGACCCAAAAUAAGAAACACGACAAGCAUAAAUAAAAAAAAGAAAACGUUAUAGUUAAACAAGCUUGAAUAAAUCUCUUGUCUUAUUUAGUUCAUUGUCCUAACCGGUUACUUGGACCUUACGCCAUGUUUUGUAACAGAAGUUGGUCCUUUCUUUCCACCUCCUCCUCCUUUCUUGUUAUCAAACCCAAACUCAAUAUCUCCUCCGUUUCGACCAGAGGGUUUGUUGUUCAUUGGACCAGGACGCUUUAUAUCGAACCCAAACUCCAAAUCAUCACCUCUCUGUCUCGGCUCACGCUCCACAGGUCUAAUCUCACGGUUCUUCUUUGAAGACGGUUUCUCAUGCUUUGAAGGUUUGUUGUUGUUUUUGGGGUCUUUGCGGCCCCGGUUGCAUAGCCUUCCGAACACACAAGCUAGCGCUGCCAAGACAAGGAUGGCUGCUAGAACUAUGAAGGCUGUACCGAAUGAGCCGCUUGAAUGAGAGGACGAGGGCGGUGCAUAUGAGGAAGAUGAUGAUGAAGAAGAUGGAUACACAAUAAGAGGUUGCUGAAACUGUUGUUGUUGUUGUUGAUCUUCCAUUUUUUUGUGGGUUUGGUUUUGAUUGUGAUUUUAGGAGCUUUGUUU
Molecule: messenger RNA, 3032 nt
Organism: Eruca vesicaria subsp. sativa (arugula)
Lineage: Eukaryota; Viridiplantae; Streptophyta; Magnoliopsida; Brassicales; Brassicaceae
Source: the annotation of a GenBank genome assembly